Messenger RNA from Lytechinus variegatus (green sea urchin), 1768 nucleotides. Its product is annotated as elongator complex protein 4-like. Bases 45 to 1205 code for a protein of 386 amino acids. Gene Ontology annotation, cellular component: elongator holoenzyme complex; transcription elongation factor complex; cytoplasm. Gene Ontology annotation, biological process: tRNA wobble uridine modification. NCBI's taxonomy places the organism in Eukaryota, Metazoa, Echinodermata, Echinoidea, Temnopleuroida, Toxopneustidae. The transcript is spliced from 10 exons. The record is from RefSeq and is a predicted model, not a curated record.
UCGGGAUUUAUAAUUUAGCCUUUGAUGAAACUAAUAAAAACAAAAUGGCAGCGCCCUGUGAAGCAAAAACUAGUUUUCAAAGACGUGGAAAAUCUAAGAAUUUUUCCGCGCGAGGAACCAGGCCAUCCCUCCAUAAUGGACAACUGCUUAUUUCUACGGGUGUUCCAUCGCUAGAUCACUUAUUAGGUGGAGGCUUAGUGGUUGGAUCAGUACUUCUAAUAGAGGAGGAUACAUUUGGAAGCUAUGCUAAUUUGCUGCUUCGCUACUUUCUUGCUGAAGGGGUAAUGUGUGGACAUGGAUUAAUGGUGGCAAGUGCAGAAGAGCAGCCAAAACAUUUGCUAAAGGCAUUGCCUCAUCCUGUAGAUGAUGACAAAGAGACUACUCAAAGAAUGGAUGAAGAGAAGAUGAAAAUAGCAUGGAGAUAUCAACACCUCCCACAACAUCAGUUAUCAGAAACAGGUCAGCAGUUUGGUCACAGCUAUGAUCUCAAUCGUUUAAUGGGUGAAUCAAGACUGACCACUGUCAAAACAAAUUGCUUCUAUCUUCCAUCUGAAAAGAUUUCUCAUCAUGAUAACAGUAUUAAUCCAGCCUAUCAGAGAUUAUUCAGUAAAGUUGAGAGUGAGAUUACUGAAGGUGGAUACAGCCUUACCGCAGAUGCUGCUAAAUCACAGGGUGUGACGAAUCGCAACAUUCUUAGACUAGGUAUCCACUCAUUAGCUUCGCCCCUGUGGGAAGUCAACUCAAUUCAGCAAUCUACUGUAUCCUUGUGUAGGUUUCUCCAUGCGCUCCGAGGGAUAUUAAGAGUUUCAUUAGCUGUAUGUGUACUCACUAUACCUACACACUUAUAUCAGGAUGAAAGUAAAGUUAGAAGAAUAGAGAGACUCUGUGAUACUGUUAUCAGACUUGAAUCAUUUGCAGGGUCUGAUAAAGAGACUAAUCCAGUUUACAAAGAAUACCAUGGUUUAUUUCAUAUUCGUAGACUUCCAAGACUCAAUUCACUAACCAGUUAUCUUCCUGAUUCUCUGGAUCUGGCAUUCAAGCUACGUAGGAAGAAACUUACUAUCGAGAAGCUUCAUCUUCCCCCAGACCUCUCAGAGACUGUAAGUCGAUCCCAAGAAGAUCCUGCUAAGAAAGCCGCUAGGAAUGCCUCAGCUUCAGCAUUCAGCUGUUCAUCAUCACUAACAGAGAGGAAACUUGACUUCUGAGACUUUGGAGACAGAAAUCAAGAUAUUGUUUAUAAUAGCUGCUUGGAAUGCCUGGGCUUUGGUAGUCAUCUGUGCGUUAUCACUUUUGAUGUGAAAACUAGACUUCUGAAAUUCAAAGAUCUGUCAGAGCGUGUGAUGCCCUUUCAAGAAUUCAAGAUCCUGUUGAUAAAAACUGCAAUGAACUGUAGUGUUCGCAGUGCAUGAUGGUGCACUGCGGAGCAAAAUUUUUUAAAACUUCGUUGACAUUGCAGUUUUCAAAAUCUCUUUCAAGAAAAACUGUGUAUCAUUACUUGUGGAGCAGAAACUUGACAAGACUUUUUGAGAAAAAAGGACAUUUAAGAAAUAUUUACGAGACUCCCAAGAGAUCUUGACUGUCAACUUUGUGAUCACAUUGAAAAUUUGCAUGCAGGUUGUCUGGGACAUACUCUUCAAAAAUUAUAUAAUAAUUCAUGUCAUGCAAAGUGCUAGUAAGUGAUUAUGCUAAUUUAUGUUUAAUCAGUAUGCAAAAUCAUACUUUUUCCCAUACCUCCCUAAAUAAAGCUCCAAAUGUUUUAAUUUUUGGU